CGAAUGCGUGUGUGUGCUUUCCUUUCAUCUUAUCAUAAAAGUUUACUCACAACCGGGAAAUUUCGAUCAAUAUAGUAGCAUUCCGGCCUCAAACAAAUUAGUGAGUGACUGAAUUUGGUGGUUUGUUGUUCAUACUUUAGUUGUAAUAAUGCCGUCGCCGUCAGAGUCAGAGUCCAGCCCCACAAAUCUCGAGCACCAGAGGCAGCUGUCAGAGGACAUAACCGUGGCCAUGGGUGGAGUAGCAGAACGUUUGCCGCCCGUCAACAAGGAUGAUAAUCGCUUUCCCUACUGCAUCGUGUGGACGCCCAUUCCAGUGUUGACUUGGAUACUUCCCAUGAUCGGUCACAUGGGCAUUUGCACCUCAAUCGGUGUGAUACGCGACUUUGCUGGCGCCUACUUUGUUUCCGAAGACCAGAUGGCGUUUGGAAAUCCAACUCGCUACCUGCGCCUGCAUCCGAAAUACGCCCAGGGCGGCACCAAUGCCUGGGACGAGGCCGUGUCGAAGGCCUCCGUUCUGUAUGGCACGAGGAUACACAACAUUUUCUGCGACAAUUGCCACUCGCAUGUGGCAACGGCCCUCAACAAUAUGCGCUACAAGAACAGCAGCAGCUGGAACAUGAUCAUCCUCAGUAUGUGGCUCUUUGUCUGCGGCCGCUACACUAGCAUCUGGGGCAUACUCAAGACGUGGCUGCCGUUUGCUAUCUUCGUCACCAUUAUAGUUCUGCUGGCAGUUUACUUUUAGUGAGUGCUGUGUGCGAUGUCGUUCCAAUGGUUAUUCUAAUUGUUAUUGCUAUGUCUAAGAUAUCUUUUAUUUGUAUUUCUUUGUAGUUACAAAAUAAAUGUAUGUACUUUAACGUUAG
This is a messenger RNA of Drosophila guanche, 860 nucleotides long. RefSeq names its product transmembrane protein 222. The coding region runs from base 149 to 742 and encodes 197 amino acids. The transcript has a single exon. The record is from RefSeq and is a predicted model, not a curated record. NCBI's taxonomy places the organism in Eukaryota, Metazoa, Arthropoda, Insecta, Diptera, Drosophilidae.